AUGCUCUUUUACGCUUUCGCUUUCCUAGGCUCAGCACUAGCCUCAGCCGUCCCAGCUUGCAAACUCUCCCCCUCUGAUCACAAUUGGCCUUCUGUUGAAGAAUGGGGAGAGCUCAAUCGAACCAUCGGCUAUGCUCUACUCAAAACCCAUCCAGCCGCAUCUUCAUGCUAUAGGGGCAACCCACUUGACUCGCCCUUAUCAUGCCGAACCGUCGAGGGCAACUGGACUGCCGCCGCCCUCCACGCCGCUCUGCCUGAGUCGAUCGGUUCUCCACUCUAUGCCAACAACUCGUGUUUACCACCUGGUGCCGAUGGUUACAACGCUACCCAUGGAUGUCAUCUUGGUGGAUAUCCGAGCCAUAUUGUCAACGCUACCAGCAACGAGCAAAUUGCUAUUGCUACUCGCUGGACAUCCCAAAGGAACAUACGUAUUGUGGUCAAGGGAACUGGACACGAUUUGUUUGGGCGAUCCGCUGGAGCUCAUUCGCUAUCUAUCUGGACCCAUAACCUGAAGAAUAAAAAGCUCGUGCGCAAGUGGAAGAUACCCGGAUCAAACAAGACAGAUACAGUCUUGAUUGCGGGAAGCGGUCUCAACUAUGGCGAAGCCGUUGGCCAUGCUCUGAACUACGGCCGUGUCAUUGUGAGUGGCAACGACGCCACGGUAGGCCUUGGUGGCCACAUCCAAGGAGGAGGCCAUGGUCCAUUGUCAAGCACAUUCAGUCUUGCAGCUGACAACAUUUACCAAGUUCGCGUUGUUACAACCGAGGGUCAGAUUCUUGUAGCCGACGCCACUCAGAACCAGGACCUCUUGUGGGCGAUUCGUGGUGGCGGCGCAGGCCAGUACGGUAUCGUAACCGAAUACCUUAUCAAGGCUCAUGCUGCGCCUAGAGUCGUCAACGCCGGCUUCUCUGUUAGCCCUGCUGGCAACAGCUCUGCUGCUGUUGAAGCCAGCUUCAAGGCACAGGCUGCUCUUCUGCAAGAUCUUCCGUCUCUUAUGGACGCCGGUUGGGCUGGUGCCGCUAUUGUUUCGGGCAACCCAAAGACCGGUGUAACCAUUAGUCAGGGCAUCUACGCUUACAACACAUCGCCAUCAGCUGUUGAAAAGCUUAUCAAUUCGACCACCAAGCAUCUCUUGACUGCCAGUGGGGGACAAAACAGCAGUCUCAUUACUAUCAUGCCCGAUGAGAUUUCUGAGUCGAGUUAUCUAUCCUUUUUCAAUAAUGUCAAUGCUGGGGGUUCUCAUACAGCCGGCGCCAUGUCAAUGGUCUCGAGCCGUCUUCUGGGACGUCCGGAGUUGUCAGAUCUCAGCCAGGAAAAGCUCGUUGGCUAUGCGAAACGUCUCCUUAGUAAAGGGUUUGCUGUCAUCGGUCUUCAAGGAGGACCUGGACCUGCCAAGGUUGAUAAGAGUAUGCGCGGCGCUCUGCUCCCGACAUGGCGCUCUAACUACCUCCACGUCAUGAGCUAUGGCGCGAAGUUCAACACAGCCCUUGCACCGCAGGACAUGCUCAACGAUACUGCAGAGCAGCUUGAAGAAGGCACUGAGAGUUUGUGGCGGGAGUGGGCUCCUGAAACAGGCGCCUACAUGAAUGAGGGAAACCCCUUCAACUCCAACUUCAAGAAGGAUUUCUAUGGAAGCUACUACGAUCGAUUGCUCGAGGUAAAGAACAAGUAUGACCCCACCAACAGCCUGUGGGUUCUUUCUGGAGUGGGAAGUGAUGCUUGGGAUUAUAACCUGAACACUGGCAGACUCUGCAAGCAGUGA
Molecule: messenger RNA, 1761 nt
Organism: Fusarium oxysporum Fo47
Lineage: Eukaryota; Fungi; Ascomycota; Sordariomycetes; Hypocreales; Nectriaceae
Product: putative isoamyl alcohol oxidase
Exons: 2
Coding region: 1-1761 (586 amino acids)
Molecular function (GO): FAD binding; oxidoreductase activity
Source: RefSeq, a predicted model, not a curated record